Molecule: messenger RNA, 1149 nt
Organism: Aspergillus puulaauensis
Lineage: Eukaryota; Fungi; Ascomycota; Eurotiomycetes; Eurotiales; Aspergillaceae
Product: ankyrin repeat domain-containing protein
Exons: 1
Coding region: 1-1149 (382 amino acids)
Molecular function (GO): protein binding
Source: RefSeq, a predicted model, not a curated record
AUGCCAUCGCAACGGUAUCGCCACCGUCAUUCCCUCCUAAACCUCCCCCCUGAGCUCCAACUCUUAAUAGUCGACCACCUGGACGUCUGGAGCAAGACGGCCGUGAUCGAAAGUUCCAUUCUCCCGAUCUCCCUCAUUCUGAAUAAAAACACAAUAAACAAUCAUGACAGCGACGGAUACACCCUCCUCCACGCAGCCGUUAAAAAGAACUACCCCGCAACAGUCACAUAUCUCCUCUCAGCUGGCGUCAACCCAAGCCCACCAUGUAAACAACAACCAGGAACCCGGAAUGCAAAUGCAACACCACUCGUCUUCGCAUCCGAAAGCGGGAAUAUCAAGAUGAUAGACCUCCUCGUGGAGCACGGCGCAAAUAGCAAUGAGGCCACCGAAGCCGGGAGGUCCUGUCUACACAACGCCGUCUCAAAUGGCCACGAGAAAGCAGUCGAUGCACUCCUAGAACACGGUGCGAAUCCCAAUGUCAUGAACAACCGCGUUGGAUCGCCACUGGGUAUUGCGGCUGAGCGUGGCUCUGUGGAUAUCGUUCGGAACCUGAUAGAGUAUGGAGCGAACGUUAAUGGGAUGAGUAGUCCGUUAACUGGACUUACACCGCUGUACUAUGCCGCGAUCAAUGGGAAUGUAGACUGCGUCAGGGCGCUACUGGGUGCGGGUGCCAUUGCAACUCAUGAGCCGGUGCCUGGGGGAGAAGGGUGGUUUGUUCGUCCACCAUCGCUGCAGACGGUUGCUGGAGGAUCCCUUGCUCCGGCGGCGGGUGCUUGGAUUGAGAUGUAUGCGUGGAAAGGGGCCGGGGUGCGUGAGAUGCAGGGGCGGGUGGGGACCGCUGGGGAGAAAGAGGCGCAUGCGGAGAUCUUGAGGCUGUUAAUUGACGCGGGUGGGGAUGUCUCGGCUGUGCAGGUGGGAACGGGGAUUUCAGCGCUGCAUAUGGCUGCUGCGGUUGGGAAUUUGGCAAUGGUCGAAAUUCUCCUGGCAGAAGGCGUGAAUGUCAAUGUGAGGACGACGCGUGGGCUGUCUGCUGUUUGUCUGGCGAGGAUGCUCGAGUAUACGGAAAUUGUGGAGUUACUGGAGAAGGCGAGAGAGACGAAGCCUGAUAUGAAGAGGCCUGCAAUUGGGCGUAAGUCUGUGAGUAGAUAA